AGGACAAGUCAAAUUUUUUUUUUUUUUAAAAAGAGUAAUUUUCUCUGCAUGCAAGUGAGUCUCCCUCUUCAACUCACACAAACUCUUGGAACGGAACAAAACGCUCAGUACACUGCGCACAUACUCAAUUUGUAUGUUGCUAAUAAAGCUAUGGAGGAGAAUGUGCAAUUUACCAUUUUAGAUGGGGAGGUAGUUGGUAUCAGAUUUGGGUUGGCCACUCCCAAGGAAAUAUCUACAGCAUCCGUCAGUGGAUGCUCGAUAAACCAUUCAAGUCAGCUCACAAAUCCGUAUCUUGGUUUGCCCCUUGAAUUUGGCAAAUGUCAGUCUUGUGGCACUUCUGAAGCUGGAAAAUGUGAAGGCCACUUUGGAUAUAUUGAACUGCCAAUACCGAUCUAUCAUCCAAGCCACAUAAGUGAAUUAAAGAGGUUGCUGAGCUUGCUAUGUUUAAAGUGCUUGAAACUGAAAACAAACAAGUUUCAGGCCAAGAGCAAUGGUGUGGCUGAAAGAUUGUUUUCAUGUUGUGAGGAGGCUUCACAAAUUUCUGUUAAAGAGAUUAAAACAACAGAUGGAGCCCUUUUUUUGCAAUUAAAGCUACCAUCUAGGAUGAGACUAAAUGAUGGUUUCUGGAGUUUCCUGGAUAGAUAUGGUUUUCAUUAUGGUGGUGAUGACACUAUUCGGUCCUUACUUCCAUGUGAGGUGAUGGAAAUGCUAAAGAGAAUCCCACAGGACACUAGAAAAAAGCUUGCUAGAAAAGGUUACUUUCCUCAAGAGGGUUAUAUUAUGCGAUAUCUACCUGUUCCUCCAAAUUGUCUGUCGGUUCCAGACAUUUCAGAUGGUGUCAGCAUCAUGUCCUCGGAUCUUUCUAUAUCAAUGCUCAAGAAAGUUCUUAAGCAAGUGGAGAUAAUCAAAAGUUCAAGGUCUGGCUCACCAAAUUUUGAGUCUCAUGAAGUUGAAGCAAUUGAUUUGCAGUCAGCAGUGGAUCAGUACCUUCAAGUUAGGGGCACUGCAAAAGGAUCUCGCGAUGUUGAAUCACGAUUUGGGAUACACAAGGAGUCCAAUGAUUCCUCAACCAAAGCUUGGCUUGAGAAAAUGAGAACUUUGUUCAUCAGAAAGGGCUCAGGAUUCUCUUCACGUAGUGUGAUUACUGGCGAUGCAUACAAGCGGGUGAAUGAAAUUGGUAUCCCAUUUGAAAUUGCACAAAGAAUCACAUUUGAGGAGAGAGUUAGUGUGCACAAUGUGAAAUAUCUUCAAGAGCUUGUGGACAAUAAAUUGUGCAUGACAUAUAGAGACGGUUCUUCCACAUAUUCGCUCAGGGAUGGUUCCAAGGGACAUACAUUUCUUCGACCUGGUCAGGUUGUGCAUCGGCGAAUUAUGGAUGGAGAUACAGUGUUCAUUAAUCGACCCCCAACAACACACAAGCAUUCUUUGCAAGCACUUUCAGUGUAUGUGCAUGAUGAUCAUACGGUGAAAAUCAAUCCUCUAAUAUGUGGGCCUCUGAGUGCUGAUUUUGAUGGUGAUUGUGUUCAUCUAUUCUAUCCCCAGUCCCUUGCUGCAAAAGCUGAAGUAUUGGAGCUGUUUUCAGUAGAGAAACAAUUGCUUAGCUCUCAUAGUGGGAAUCUGAAUUUGCAACUGACCACUGAUUCUCUUUUGUCAUUGAAGAGCAUGUUUAAGGCAUACUUCUUGGACAGAGCAGCUGCUCAGCAAUUAGCUAUGUUUGUGUCAUUUUCUUUGCCACAGCCAACUCUGUGGAAAGUUCCCUACUCUGACCCAAUCUGGACUGUUCUGCAGAUAUUGCAGACUGCUUUGCCUUCUCAGUUUGACUGCACUGGUGAAAGAUACUUUAUCAGUAAAGGUGACAUAAUAAAGAUUGAUUUCAGCAGGGAUGUUGUACAAAGUGUUAUUAAUGAAAUUGUGAUCUCAAUUUUUUUUGAGAAAGGUCCUGAUGCAGUUUUCAAGUUCUUCAAUUCUUUACAGCCUUUGUUAAUGGAGAAUUUGUUUUCUGAAGGAUUUAGUGUUUGUUUGGAGGACUUAUACAUAUCUAGGGCUGUCAUUGAAAGUAUACAUAAAGAUUUUAAGGUUAUUUCUCCUUUGUUAAGUCAAUUAAGAUCAACCUAUAAUGAGCUAGUGGAGUUGCAAUUGGAAAAUCACAUCCGGCAGGUGAAACUUCGUGUUGCGGAAUUUAUUGUGAGGUCAUCUUCCAUAGGUGAUUUGAUUGAUUACAAGAGUGAUUCAGCCAUGACUAAGGUGGUCCAACAAAUUGGCUUCUUGGGCUUGCAAAUUUCAGAUAGAGGAAAGUUCUAUUCUAAGACUUUGGUUGAGGACAUGGUUUCUCAUUUUGAGAGAAAAUAUCCCUCUGAGGUAGUUGAGUAUCCAUCUGCACAAUAUGGAUUAAUUCAGAGCUGUUUUUUUCACGGGUUGGAUCCCUAUGAGGAGAUGGUUCAUUCAAUAUCUACGAGAGAGGUUAUUGUUCGCUCAUCAAGAGGAUUAUCUGAACCUGGGACAUUAUUCAAGAACUUAAUGGCCAUCCUUCGAGAUGUUGUUAUCUGUUAUGAUGGAACUGUGAGGAAUGUAUGCAGCAAUUCAAUAAUCCAGUUUGAAUAUGGAGUAAAGGCUGGGAUUAAGGCACAGAGUUUAUUCCCUGCUGGUGAACCAGUUGGUGUGUUAGCUGCAACUGCAAUGUCCAAUCCUGCAUACAAGGCAGUUCUUGAUUCCACUCCCAGUAGCAAUUCUUCUUGGGAGCUGAUGAAGGAAAUACUUCUCUGCAGAGUUAAUUUUAAGAAUGAUCUCACUGAUCGCCGCAUCAUUUUGUACUUGAAUGAUUGUGGUUGUGGGAGAAAUUACUGUCAGGAAAAAGCAGCCUACAAGGUGAAGAAUCAUUUGCAGAAAGUCAUUCUUAAGGACAUUGCAAACCAUUUUAUGAUCGAAUACAAGAGACAGCACACCAUAGCGGAUGUGGGCCUUGCUGGUCAUAUUCAUCUUGAUAAGAUGAAGUUGGAAAAUUUGAAGGUUAGCAUGGAAGUUAUUCAUCAGAAGUGCACAGAGACUGUCAAUUUUUUUCGAAAGAAGAAAAAAUUAGCUCUCUUUUUUAAAAGGAUAGAGGUGUCUGCCAGUCAAUGUUGCUCUUUCCAGGAAUCUUGUGCUGAUGAAUGGUCUGGCUCGCCAUGUUUGACAUUCUUUUGGCAAGAUAGUGAUAUUCGUAUAGAGAGAAUUUCAAAUCUUUUUGCUGAUAUGAUUUGCCCAGUUCUUUUGGAGACAGUCAUCAAAGGUGAUCAUCGAAUUUCAAAUGCAAACAUUACUUGGAUUAGUCCAGAUACAACUACUUGGAUAAGAAACCCUUCCAGGACUCAGAAGGGAGAGCUGGCACUUGAUGUUGUUAUUGAGAAAUCGGCUGUGAAACAAAGUGGUGAUGCAUGGAGAAUUGUCCUAGAUUCAUGUCUUCCUGUUCUGCAUUUGAUUGAUACCACACGCUCUAUACCAUAUGCUAUUAAACAAAUUCAAGAAUUGUUGGGAGUUUCUUGUGCAUUUGAUCAAGCUGUUCAGCGCCUCUCAACCUCAGUGACAAUAGUGGCAAAAGGUGUGCUGAAGGAGCAUCUCAUACUCCUGGCAAAUAGCAUGACGUGUGCUGGGAAUUUGGUUGGAUUCAAUUCUGGCGGUUACAAAUCAUUAUCUCGCUCAUUGGAUGUCCAAGUACCAUUUACUGAUGCAACACUCUUUACACCAAGAAAAUGUUUUGAGCGAGCGGCAGAGAAGUGUCAUGUCGAUACUUUAUCUAGCAUAGUUGCAUCUUGUUCUUGGGGUAAAAAUGUGGCGGUAGGUACGGGAUCACGAUUUGAUGUGCUCUGGGAUAAGAAGGAGGCCUGUUUGGAUCAAGAGGGUAGCAUAGAUGUGUAUGAAUUUCUAAAUAUGGUGAGAUGCAGUGCAAAUGGAGAAGAAUCAACUGCCUGUUUAGGUGCAGAUGUUGAUGAUCUUAUGCUAGAUGAUGGAAUGGAUGACUGGAACCUAUCCCCAGAGCACAAUUUUGGUUCUGAUAAGCCCACCUUUGAAGACAGGGCUGAAUUUCAGAAUUGCUUAGACAAUCAACCUGCUGAUUGGGAAAAGGCUUCAUAUGCAGUGAAUGGAUCCAGUAGUGGUGGAAAUUGGGGUGGUGAUAAAAAUAUGGAAACUGACAAGGAAAAUUCUUGGUCUGGGUGGGGAAGGAAUGCAGCUGAAACGCAAAAUGCCCUCUCCACAAAAGCCCAUGAGGAAUCAGACAAGUCCAAUAGUUGGGAUACUGCAGGUGGUUGGCAGGCACAAGCCAAUGGCAAGGCAGAAAAUAAUGUAGCUGAGACAGACUCUUGGUCAGGUUGGGGAACAAGGAAGACAGAAUCAUCUGAUGUCCCUGCUAAAAAAGUGCAAGAAGAAUCUGAGCAUUCUAUUGGUUGGGAUACUAAAGCUGCUUGGCAAACAAAUAUCAGUGGAGGUACUCCGAAAAGUGUACCCGAGCCAGACUCUUGGUCUGGUUGGGAAACAAGGAAAAAUGAAGUGCCUGAUGAUCAUGGACGGAAAGCUCAAGAAGAAACUGGGAGGCCUGGUGAUCAUGAUGCUGGUGCUGCCUGGGGAAGAAGGGCUGAAGUUGAUGACAAUAGUUGGGGGAAACCCAAGUCACCUCAGGUUUCACUCAGUUGGGGCACACCUAAAGAGCCAGUUAAUGCUGGAAGUUUGCGUGGUUGGGACCUGCCAAAAGCAGGUGGGAGCAAUGGAAGUGAAAUACAACCACAGUGGGGCAAGUCAAAGCCACCUGAAGGUUCACAUGGUUGGGGCUCGUCCAAUGAGCCAGUUAAAGCAGCAGGUUGGAACCAGCCAAAUGCAGGGGGCAGUGAUGCAACUAAAAGACAGCAGCAGUGGGAGAAACCCAAGUCACCUGAAGCUUCACAUGGUUGGGGCCCAUCUAAGGAGCCAGUUAAAGCGGCUGGUUGGGACCUGGAAAAUGCAGGAGGUGGUGAUGGAAGUGAAAGACAGCAGCAGUGGGGGAAAUCCAAGUCAUCUGAAGUUUCACAAAGCUGGGGCUCUCCCAAAGAAUCGGUGAAAGCAGGAAGUUCCCAGGGUUGGGGCAUGCCUAAUGCCGAAGGUAGUGAAGGAGGUGAAAGACCACGACAGUGGGGAAAACCCAAAUCACCUGACGUUUCACAAGGCUGGGGCUCACCCAAAGAGUCAGUUAAAGCAGCAAGUUCCAAGGGGUGGGGUCUGCCAAAUGCAGGAGCCACCCAUGGAAGCGAAAGAAAACAGUGGGGACAGCAGAGUGGAGAAUUUAAGAAAAACCGUGCUGAAGGAUCCAGAGGAUGGGGUUCAAAUCCAGAUUGGAAAAGUAAGAACCGUCCUGCUAAAUCACCAGGAAUUGUCAAUGAUGAUUCUAGUGUGGGUGGAAUAUAUACAGUAACUAGACAAAGGUUGGACAUGUUUACUUCGCAAGAGCAGGAUAUUCUCUCUGAAAUUGAGCCAUUAAUGCUUGCUAUCAGAAGAAUAAUGCAUCACUCUGGGUACAAUGAUGGGGAUACGUUAUCUGCUGCUGACCAGUCAUAUAUACUUGAUAAUGUCUUCAACUAUCAUCCAGAUAAAGCGGCAAAAAUGGGUGCUGGCAUUGAUCAUCUUACAGUUAACAAGCACAGCAGUUUCCAGGAUACCAGGUGCUUUUAUGUAGUUUCAACUGAUGGUUGCGAACAGGAUUUUUCCUACCGUAAAUGCCUUGAGAACUUUGUCAAGGGUAAAUAUCCUGACUUGGCUGAGGAAUUCAAUGGAAAAUAUUUCGCCAGACCUCGCUCCAGAGGCAUCCAGCUGCAAAAUGUAGUUUCAGAGAGAACUGGGGAUGAUAGCAAGUGGCAAAAUUCUGUUUCAGAGGGAACUGGGGAGGGCAAUCAACAGCAAAAUGUAGUUUCAGAGAGAACUGGGGAUGACAGCAAGUGGCAAAAUUCUGUUUCAGAGGGAACUGGGGAUGGCAGCAAGUGGCAAAAUUUGGUUUUGGAGGGAACUGGGGAUGGCAAUCAACAGCAAAAUAUAGUUUCCGAGGGAACCGGAGAUGAUAAUGGGUCUUAAGAGGCCAGUCAUGUUGAGUACAUUUUAAUUCAUUCAGACUGGAGAGACGUUCACACCAUCUGCUAUUUUGAUUUGUGUAUAUAAAGCAGAUGUUUUUCUGUUCAUACUAUACGUUGAUCACUCCUUAUGAACUGCCCCCAUUUUUUCGGUGUAGGUGCAGUUCUUAAUGUUCUUGUUAACAAGCUAGUGAUCUAACAGUAGGUCUUGUUCACUGACGCUGCAUGUCAAUAGCAAAUAUAGUGAAAUUGUUACUUCUCCCCU
This is a messenger RNA of Jatropha curcas, 6330 nucleotides long. It is a transcript of the gene NRPD1B, whose product is annotated as nuclear RNA polymerase D1B. Gene Ontology annotation, biological process: DNA-templated transcription. The record is from RefSeq and is a predicted model, not a curated record. Gene Ontology annotation, molecular function: DNA binding; DNA-directed RNA polymerase activity. Lineage: Eukaryota; Viridiplantae; Streptophyta; Magnoliopsida; Malpighiales; Euphorbiaceae.